AUGAUUCACUAUAAAAAUAAACAAUCAGUUAUCAAGAAAUAGCAUACAACAUUUUAUUCAAUAUUAUAAUCUAAAGAAUAUAGUCUUACUUGGAGGCAGAAUUAUCUUCUCUUGCUUAUCAAAUUUCAUAGUUAAUUGAAAAAUUGGGAAAAUGAUAGUGGAUAUUAUACCUUUUGUAGGAGAAGGCAAAAAUUAUUUAUAGAAAUUGUAAAAAUUGAUCUGAAAAACAAAACUUUAAAGAGAUUGAAAUAUUAUAUUAUAAUAAAUAGUUUAAAGUAAGGAAAAUACCAAUAUAAUCAUGAAAAAUUUAACAUAUGUAAAUAAGGAAGAAUUUUUUCAUUGUGA
This is a messenger RNA of Paramecium primaurelia, 345 nucleotides long. NCBI's taxonomy places the organism in Eukaryota, Ciliophora, Oligohymenophorea, Peniculida, Parameciidae. The record is from the annotation of a GenBank genome assembly.